AUGAGUCAACAACGAAGGCGACGUAUGGCUGAAAACUAUUUAGUCAUAUGGGUUGAUGGAAAUAUUAAUAUAGAACAUGAAGAUUGUCAGCAUACUCUCUCACAACUGCGAGGUGUUGUCAAUGAAGUGAAGAUUUGCAGCAAGGCAAAAGAAUGCAUUGAAUUACUCAAUGGAAAUAAGCUGGAGACAUGUUUCGUUAUCUCCUCUGGUGAACUUGGACAAGCUCUUAUACCAAAUAUUCACGGAAUGGAAAAUCUUGAUACUAUAUAUAUCUAUUCUCGCAACAAGGAACUUCAUAUAGAAUGGGCUAAACAUUGGACAAAAAUUAAUGGUGUCCACGACUCAAUCAAGUCCAUAACCGAAGCAUUGCAAGUAGGUGUCAAGCAAUGCAAUCAAAAUAAUACAAUAAUCAGUAUCAUUAGUAGCGAUGUAGAUGGUUCUAUUGAAAAACUCAAUCAGCUAGAACCAUCUUUCAUGUAUACUCAAAUCUUCAAGGAAAUACUCCUUGAUAUGGAACAUGAUCAACAAGAUAUCAAAGAUUUGGUCACCUUCUGGCAACAACAAUAUCAAGGUAAUGAAAAAGCACUCAAAAUUAUUGAUGAAUUUCAAGAUACUUAUCGUCCAUCGAAUGCUAUUUGGUGGUAUACCAGCCAAUGUUUUACUUACCAAAUCAUUAAUCAAGCAUUACGAACGCUAGAUGGUGACAUUAUUAUCAGAAUGGGAUUUUAUUUAUGUGAUGUCCACCGACAAAUUGAAGAACUGUACAACAAACAAAUUAAUCAAUAUCAUGGUAAGACAUUCCUACUUUAUCGAGGGCAGGGGCUACAGACGGCAGACUUCGAAAAGAUUACUAAAAGUAAAGGUGGACUCAUUUCGUUCAAUACCUUUUUAUCCACCAGUAAAGAUCGAGAUGUGUCUCUCGUUUUCGCCAAUGGUGCCUUAGGAGCACCAGAUAUGGUCGGUGUUCUUUUUCAAAUGACCAUCGAUCCAACAAAAUCAUCUACUCCAUUCGCUUCAAUCCGAGAAGUGAGUUAUUAUCAGGAAGAAGAGGAAAUACUCUUCUCCAUGCAUACAGUUUUUCGAAUUGGCGAAGUGCGAAAAAUCGACCCGAAGAAUCCACUUUAUGAAGUGGAUCUCAAACUCACAGCAGAUGACGAUCAACAACUACAUCAAUUAACCAAUCGUAUACGACAAGAAACAUGUGGUCGCACUGGGUGGGAUCGAAUGGGUCAAUUGCUGGUUCGAAUAGGCCAAUUUGACAAGGCCGAAGAAUUGUACACAGCAUUACUAGAACAGGCCUCCGAGGACAGCGAUAAAGCACAUAUCUAUCACAAUUUAGGUAUAGUGAAAUCCCAACAAGGCCAAUAUGAAAAAGAUAUCACGUUUUACGAAAAAGCCCUCGAAAUCAGUCGGAAAACUCUCCCAGAAGAUCACCCUUCACUAGCUAAUACCUACAACAACAUUGGUGCAGCGUAUAACAAAAUGGGUGACUACUCGAAAGCACUUGAAUAUUACGAAAAAGCACAUAAAAUAAAAGAAAAAGCUUUGUCUCCGGAUGAUCUCGAUUUGGCUCUUUCCUACAGCAACAUCGGUGUAGUUUAUGACGACAUGGGUGAAUACUCGAAAGUACUUGAAUUUUACGAAAAAGCACUUAAAAUAAGAGAAAAAGCUCUUCCUCCGUAUCAUCCCGAUUUGGCUAUUUCCUACGACAACUUUGGUACAGUGUAUAAGAGCAUGGGUAACUACUUGAAAGCAUUUGAAUUUUACGAAAAAGCGAGUAAAAUCUUCGAAAAAUCUCUGCCUCCGAAUCAUCCCGAGUUGGCUACUGCCUACAACAACAUUGGUACGGUGUAUAAAAACAUGGGUGACUACUCGAAAGCACUUGAAUUUCACGAAAAAUCACAUAAAAUCUGGGAAAAAGCUCUGCCUCCGAAUCAUCCCUCAUUGGCUACUUCCUACAACAACAUCAGUCAAGUGUAUAACAGCAUGGGUGACUACUCGAAAGCACUUGAAAUUUACGAAAAAGCACAUCAAAUCUUCGAAAAAUCUGUGUCUCCGAAUCAUCCCGAUUUGGCUGCUUCCUACAACAACAUUGGUCUAGUGUAUUUAGACAUGGGUGACUACUCGAAAGCACUUGAAUUUUACGAAAAAGCACUUAAAAUCUACAAAAAAUCUGUGUCUCCGAAUCAUCCCUCAUUGGCUGCUUCCUACAACAACAUUGGUUCAGCGUAUAACGACAUGGGUGACUACGCGAAAGCACUUGAAUUUUACGAAAAAUCACAUAAGAUCUUAGAAAAAACUCUACCUGCGAAUCAUCCUAAUUUGGUUUUUCCAUACAACUGGUUCGGAAAGAUUUAUCGCAGUAUAAAAGAUUACCCGAAAGCACUUGAGAAUUUCGAAAAGUGUCUCUCAAUCUUUCAAAAUGCUUUACCUGAAGGACAUCCUCAUCAGGCGAUUACAUACAGUAAUAUUGGUGAUGUUCAUCGAUUAACGGGUGAUUAUGAAAAAGCACUUUCAUUUCAUCGAAAAGCAUUAAAUAUUCAAGAAAAUCUUCAAUGUAAUCCUCUCGAAUGUGCAUUGACAUAUAUAAAUUUAGGUGAAACAUAUCGAGAAAUGAAAGAUUAUUCCACAGCAUUGACAUAUUUUCAAAAAGGAUUAGAAAUACGUCAAAAGAAUUUACCAAAAGAUCAUCCUGAUUUAGCUAUUGUAUAUCACAAUAUAGCAAAAUUAUAUUUAUCUACUCGAAAAUAUAGUAUGGCAAUGAAAAAUGUUCAACAAGCGGUAGAAAUUGCUCAAGAAAAAUUACCUUCAACUCAUCCAGAUCUUUUGGAAUAUACAGAAACAUUUGAAAAAAUUCGAAGAAAAAUGUAA
Messenger RNA from Rotaria sp. Silwood1, 2871 nucleotides. NCBI's taxonomy places the organism in Eukaryota, Metazoa, Rotifera, Eurotatoria, Philodinida, Philodinidae. The record is from the annotation of a GenBank genome assembly.